Messenger RNA from Cinara cedri, 7661 nucleotides. The record is from the annotation of a GenBank genome assembly. NCBI's taxonomy places the organism in Eukaryota, Metazoa, Arthropoda, Insecta, Hemiptera, Aphididae.
CGGUGAUCGAUAUCACCACCACUGAAUACUGGAACUGUACAAUCAUACCGCCCGCGAUUUUAAUAAUAAUAUUUUCUACAUUCUACAAUCUUUAUCUCGGCGUCUCAUAUAUUUUUCGUUUUAUUUUUUAAUACUACUAAAAUGAGGUACAAAUAAUUGUUGAUCAUAACACGCGUAUUCACCUCCUUAGAUCAUAAUAUUAUUAUAAUAUAGUAAGAUCUGAUCUAAGGUCCAUACACGCGUAACAACCAAAUGAUAAUGAUAAUUAUUUUUGUUUUGUUUUUUUUUUUUUAAUACUAGUCAACAUCUUUCCGCAUUGUAACGUUACCUACUGGAUUUCCGGCACUUUACCACUACAAAUCGUACCCAUUCGUUUUACUUAUCCCAAUAACUUGGAGAAAAUAAUAUCAGGUAGACAUUUUUUGUGUACUUAAUGUUGUUACUUUUGUUUGUCCAUUUGUAUAAUGUAAUUUGUGUAAUAGAUUACUUAGUCAAUUUUGUCAUGUUUGAUAUCUAAAAUGUAAAAUAUUACCUAGCUUUGGCUUCAUAUUUUUUUAUGACUUACUAAUAAAAUUAAUUAAUAAAAUAUUAUUAAUGGUUAUUAAUACAUGAUAAAUCUCUUUGAAAUUAAUUAAUAAAAUAUUAUUAAUGGUUAUUAAUACAUGAUAAAUCUCUUUGAAAUUAAAAAAAUUAAUUAAUAUUGUUAAUUUGUCUGCGUAAAUAUUAUUUGCGAUCUUCAAUAAUAUACUAAUUUCAUUAAUAUUAACUUUAAAUACUUAAUUUAUCAUAGAUUCCCAUGUCCUGUGGCAUAAACAUAUUGAAAUUUAACUAAAAUAUUUGAUUAACAAAAACUUUUAAAAAUAAUUAUUUUUAAUAUCUAUUUAUUAAUUUUCAGAAUGGAAACUGAUUGCACACCGACUACAAAUCAAAAAAAUGAACCAGCACAAAAUCCAAAUUAUAAUUGGAAAGAUAUUACUCCUGAAUUUUUUGAAUCAAUCAAAGGUUAAUAUAAUUAAAUAUAUUUUAUUAGUUAGAUAUUUAAAGUAUUCAAGUGGUAGUAUACAUAAAAUCUUAUAAUAAAAAGAAUUAGAGAAUUGUUGUAAAUAUAAUAUUUUGGCGAUUAUCAAGUUUAGCAUCCAUGCAGUUUUCUAAAAAAUUACCAGGCGAAAGUAUUUUUUUUUUUUGCUAAGAAUAAUGAAGCUAUCAGAAUUGUGCGGUCAAACUUAGUUUUUGGAGUUAUACAUAUCUAUUUUUGAUUUUGAUUUACAUUGAAAUCUAUGUAAAUUGUAAAAAUGAUGUGCGUUAUGUUAAAUACAUAAAUAUUGCACAUUUUAAAUGUUUGUUGUCAUAGCCUAAUGGUGAUAUGUACCUGUUGUCCUGUACCUGUAUAAUAAUUAUUAUUAAAAACAAUUUUUCUUGCAAAAUACCUUUUUUUCUCACUGUUACCUAUUUGAUGUAGUUUAGCAUAACAAAUCGAGAGGUUUCUUUUUUGUUUAAAACAGUCUGAGCGAGCACAUAGAAAAUAUUGUAACUUUAUGUUAUUUUGCUGCAGAAUCAUAAACAAAAUUCGGUUACUUAUCAAAUAUAAUUUAUGAAUUAUUUUUGUUGCAAUAAAUAUAAUUUAUAGUCAAAUAUAUUGCAAAAUGUGUAAAAUUGGUAAAUUUUGAGUUUAUAAAUUAGUUGUAAAAAUGUGCAAAAAACUGUAAUUCGCUCCUUGGAAUUACAAUUGCUAAAAAUUAACACUAGACCACAAUAAUCUAUUCAGAAAAAUGCACUUGUCUAUAUAAUUUUAUUUAUUUCAGAUCUGGAAUUGGGUGAACUUUUACAUGGUUACUUUUUUGGUUUAUUUGAAGCAAUGUCAGCUAUUGAAAUAAUGGAUCCUAAAAUGGACGCUGGCAUGAUGUGUAAUCGUGAAUCAAAUUCAAUAAAAGUAAAAUUAUUGUUUGUAUGACUAUACAAAACAUAAAUAAAGUAUUAUAUUAUUCUACCAAGCAGAAAUUAAAUUAAUUCAAUUGGUCUUUAUUGACAUGAAUAUUUAUUUACAUAAUACCUAAAGAAAAACUAUUAUUUUUUUGAAAAAUAUAAAUUUCAUACCCUUAAAACUAUUUGAAAAAUAACAGAAUUGUAGGAUAUACAUUAUACUUAUAUAUAUUAUUAUUAUAUAUAUUAUUCUUUGGCUGAUUAAUAUUUAAAAUAGACCCGAUGAUUACAAAUUAUGAACUGAUAAUUUUCUUUGAAGAUUUUAAGUGAAUUUAUUUUCCAAUUUUUUUUCUCUCAUUGUAGGAUCCUUUAAGCUUUAUUUUAAUACCAAUUUUCAUUUUUUCCCCUUACUCUAUAUACCUUACAUAAUAUCUUUUGCUUUCCAACCCCUCUUUUUAAACACAGAUUUGAAUAGUGGAUAUUUUUUUAGAAAUUAGGUUAUGCAUAGCAUUAAUAGCAGGUUUACCUUUUAUAAGUUAGAACCCUUUAAAGUUUAGAUUGGAGUAAUAGGGAAAAAUUAUCAAUUUAUCAUUUGAAAAUAAAUGUACUAUUUAUUACCCUUCUUUAUUCCUCUGGUCUAAACUUUAAUCGAUUAUAACUCGUGGUUUUAAAAUUAAUUUUAAAUGAUUCCACAAUAAUUUUUAUAAAUGUGACUGUAUUUUAUGUUCCUUAAUAGUUAAUUAAACUUACAGUUAGAAGAUUUGAAACUAAGUGGCCUGAGUGUAUCUGAACAAAUAUCAAUAAUAGACAUUACAUUAGCUUGUUUGGUAUCCUGGCUUGAAGGACAUUCGUUAGCACAAACUGUAUUCACAAAUUUAUAUUUUCAAAAGCCAUAUGAAAUUAAAGAUAUACCAUUGAAAGCUUUCUGUAUAUGUAUUUAUAAGAUUAUUGAAUCAAUCAGAGAUUUUGCAAACAGGUUGGUAAACAUUUUUUUAGAACUAGUUAUUAUAUUCUUAUUUGAAAAUUAUUUGUUAUGCAAAAUAUCCACCCUAUUAAUUGGACACUAGCCCGUUUAUAUACAUAACAAAAUAAAAAAAAAUAUUAUAUUAUACAGGGCACAAGUUUUUGAAGAAGAAGAUUUUCAAGCUGCACUUUAUAACUAUCAUUUUUUUAAUGAAAUUUCUGAUCAACGUGUUAUUGGAAUGAUGAGAGAGGUUGACGAGUCAAUAAAUCAUAUAUUAAAAUCAAAUUCAAAUUGUGAUGUAAGGAUGAUAGAUAAAUAAUUCAUUUUUGAAAGCCACAAUCAAGUUUUAAAUCAUAAUUUUUUUUUUUUAGGAAGAAUCUUAUCUUGCGUUAAAUACACGCAUAAAGUUUGUUAGACUACUUCUUCAAAUUUUACUUUCUUUCAAUCGACGUGAAAGUCAUUCAAACUUAAUGGGAGAAACUCAGAGGUUGUUAACUACUUGUGGGUUAUUGAUUCCUUCUUUAAUAAAGACUGUGAAUAAAGGAGUUCCCAAUAUUGACCGUAAGGAAUCUUAAAAAUAUUAAAAUUGAAAUUGAUAUUUAAUGAUUUUAUGUUUUUCAGACUGCUAUUAUGAUUUGGGUUUUGAUCCUCUUAUUAAUCAAAAGUUGUUACCACCAACAUUUCCACGAUAUACAAAAAUUAAAACUGCUGCUGAAGCAUAUUUGUAUUUUGAUGCAUUGUUGACAAGACUGAAACAAAUUUGCAAACUUACAAAUUGUGUAUCUUAUAUUAGUGCUUUGGUUUGUUUUAUUGUUAUAAUAUUUUAUUAUAAUAAUAAUUUUAUUUUUUAGUUUAUAUUAAUUUUAUUUUUUUAACUAAUGUCAAACAUUUUAGGAAUGUUUUAUUGAACUUGGACAUAACAGUCACUUAUGUAUUGUAUCAAGAUCUAUAAUGCAAACACUUUAUUUUCCUCAGCCGAACAAAGUGUUUGGCACUCAGGAUUUAGGGGACUGUCUUCGAGAAUGGGCAAAAUCAUUUAUAGCUCCACCAUCACUUAUAUCACGUUUAGGCAUUUUAACUAAUUAUCAAGUAAAAUUGAUUUCAUUUAUUGAUUAAAAUGUAAAAUAAUACAAUUUGAUUUAUUUUUAGGCUAAAGAUUGUGUACACAAUUUUUUUGAACACUGCAUUCGUCCCUUUACCGGAUUAAUUCAAACCUGUGGUUAUAAUAAGGCUAGACAAAGAGAUAAGUUGGCUCAUCUUAUGGAAGAAUUUUCGGCAUUACAAGAUGAAGUACGUAUUAUCAUAAAGAUGAUUUUAAAAUAUUUCAUUAUAUUGUGUACACAAAAAUAUAUUUAUUGUUAAUCAUAAUUUAUAUUAUAUUAAUUUAUAUUAUUAUUAUAUUACUUUUAUGAUCAGUCUCAGAGGAUCGAUGCUUUUUUACACUCAUUCUCUUCUAAACUAGAUCCUCCAAAAGAACAUUUAGCCAGUUUUAGUACAUGGAUUAUUUACCAUACAAUUAGAAUAAUGAUAAUGUACUUACUAUCUGGUUUUGAGUUAGAACUGUAUAGUGCACAUGAGUAUCAGUAUAUUUAUUGGUAAGCAUAAAAUAUUCUGAAAAUGUUCUUUAUUUACUUAGUAAGCAUUUUAAAUUAUUUCAGGUAUUUAUAUCAAUUUCUGUAUGGGUGGUUGGUUUCUACAUUAAAUAGAGCUGAUAAUGUACUGCUUGGUAGUAAUUCUUAUGUUGAUUUUCAAAAGAAUAAAACAAAAAGAAACAAGCCCAAAAAGAAAAAAACUCAUCCAUACAGUCAAGAAAUUGUAAUGUGCCAUGCAAUGCAAAGUUUAACAGGAGCUUACUUUAAGGUAACUAAAUUCAAUAAGAUAAAUAAUCAUUUAAAAAAAAAAUGUCCUAAAAAAAACUCAAGGUGUUACAUUUUACUUCUUUGGUAAGCAACAAUUAUUAUUUUGUAAUAUUAUAUGACACAUGAAAAAAAUGUAAAAAAAACACUAUUAUUGAAUAUUUUUUAAAUUAAAUAAACUAUAAUCAAAUAGAAUUUUUUUUUAUGCAUUUUAUUGUGAUCAUAAUUUAUUUUAAAAUUUAAAAUUUCUUUAUAUACAAAAAAUUGUGUUAAUAGGUUAAAAAAUAACAUGAUUAAAAAGCUAAUACUGGGGACGAGUAUGACACUGGUAUAGGUGAGAAAUUGGGAAGGUAAAAUACAUGCAAUUAUUUAAUUUAUUUCUGUAAGCAACAAUAAACCAUUGCUAAUGAAAAACAAAUCAGAGCGAAGUUCAGUUAUACAGUGUGUUUUGGCCAUAAUAUUUACGAUUUUCUUCGAAAAAUUGAUUUCAUCUCUUAAUAAAAAAAAAAAAAAUACCACAUUACAUUGUAUUUUUUUUCCCCCAACAAGUAAAAGAAUCUUCUGUCAAAUUGUCUACUAUUUCUGGUUGGUCUAACAAUUUUAUUUACUGAGUACUUACCAAAUAAAAAUUAGAUUAAAAACUCGCCAAUUUAAAAUGUUUUUUGAUUUUGCUCAAUUAUUGAAAAAAAAAAAAAACGGAAAAUCAAUAAAUUAUUUUUCUUAAUCACCAACACAUGAUAAAUGCAACAAAAAAGAUCUCUUGUCGUUUUUCUAUUGGUAUACUGCGGGCAAGGAGAGAACACAUUUAGUGAUUGUACAAAAUUUGCAGUACAGAGAACAUUGUAUGCACAAAUUUAUCACAAUGGAAUUGUACGCUGUAAAUUUAUUGGUUUAUCAUUUUUUGUCUUUUUUACGGUUUUCCCAAUUAUUAAUAAAAACAACUUUCUUCAUGAGCAACUAGAUCCAAAAUUCAACAAAAUAAAGUUUUUGUAGUUUUUUUCUUGAAGCAAUAUUUCUAGUAGUAAACAUAGUUUGCAUAUGAAUGAAAUCGGUAACGCCGUGGCAUGCUGUAAAUAUUUGCCGUUUUUCUGAUUUUUCCCAAUUAUGGAAACUCAUUGGAAAAUCAAAAAUAACCUCAUUGUACCAACUGGAUAAAAAAAUAUUUUCAGAAAAGGCGUUACACUAGAGCAAGAUUUUUGGUAGAAAAGUUGUUUAAAGACACACAAAAAAAAAAAUUACAAAAACACAAUAGUAAAAUCAAUAAAUCCCUCAUUACUCUCCAAAUUUAAAAAUCAAUAAAUUAUAUUAAAAAUAAAUAAAUAAAUGUAAAUUAUAAAUAAAAUUGCUUGGACUUUAUAUUGUAGAGGAAAUGUUUUACUUUACAUUAACUAUAAAGAAACUUAACUGUCUCCUUCAUACUUACGAACUAACAACAGUAUAACUAGUAUAAGUGAUUUUCAUAUGCUUGUAACUAAUCUUUUGCUCUUUUUGUAUACAUCUUUAUUAGUUUAAUUUAAUAUUUUAACAUUUUAUUUCUAUUAUUUGUUUGAUAAUGUAAUAAGUAGGACAGAGGACUUGUAUCUCUAAAAAGUCACCAAAUAUAUACGUGAACACUACAUAAAUUAAUUUAUAUAAAAAUUAGAAUAUUCCAAAAUAUGCAAUUUGAUAUUAACAUUUUUUUAAAUAUAUUUUACUUAGGGAGUUAAUAGUUAAAACCUGCAGAUACUUCUUAAAAUUAUUCUAAAAAAAAUAUAAAUAUAUACAAAUAAAAAUAGUUAACCAUUUAAAACCAGAACACUGAAAUGUGAAUAUAUAUUGGUGUAUCGAUCACUAGUCAUGGAGUAGAGGAAAAACCUGUGUCUGCAAACAGUCAACUAACAUUAUAUGAUAAAAAAAAAUAUCUAAAUCCAAUAAUUAUGAUUGUUUUAUUGAAUGAAAUAAAAUUGCUACUGGGGAAAUUAUUGAUACAAUUAUUAAUUAAAUAAAAUAUAUCUCAACAAUUAUAAAAUAGAAAUAAUUUACCCAAAAAACUCAAAAUAUGAAUUCAUACGCAAAAUACAUUUACAAAUCUAGUUUUGUCUUAGCCUAAAACGUAUUUGGUUCUUAUUCUGCUAUUUUUUUAAAUAGUUAAAAUAAAAAUAAAAAUACUACAAGCUAUCUGCCCUAGUAAUAAUUAAUAACUUAUAAGUUUUAACUUCAAAGAAUAUUUUUGUAGUUAUAUCAAUAAUAUUAAUAGUAAGUAUAUUAUUUUAAUAUAUAUAUAUAUAUGUACUUUUUAUAGACAUUCAUAGGAUUCCAACUAGAAGGUAAAAUUCAGACACCAAAACAUGCGAAGUUUGAUAAUGAAAGAGUUCGCUAUCAACACCGAUUUUCUGCAUUUUCUGCAGUAUCUGUACCACCACCAUUUACUUAUAAUGAAUUUCAAAUGACCCGAAACCAAAUACGUGAUAAUGCCUCUGCAGAUCCCGGUAUAUUGUAUUUGAAUGGCUGUGAAUUGUUUCACCAAGCGAGAUGUCUAUUAGAUACUAUUCAACAGCCUCACUCACAACAAGUAACUAUCAGAAAGCUUAUAAUAUUUAUUGUAUUGACUAGUUCAAAACUAAUUAUCGUGCGUUUUGUUUAGGUACAGAAUCUGAUUAAAGUGUGUAAAACAAAUUUUGUGACCAUGAAAUUGUUAGCUAGUGGAUAUAUGAGAGGACCCGGUGUAUCAUUGGAUUUCGACUUCACAACUAACUCUCACUUUCCUAUAUUAAAGCUUAGCUAAUUUUUGAACAAUAUUUUCUAGACUAAUAGAUGUUUAAUUAUUUAAAGACUGUUUGAACCCAAUAUAAUUAAAUACAAAAUUACUAUAAUCAUUAUAAAUUUAUGUGAAUUGUUUUGUGUAUUAAUAAUAUGUUGCAUUGUGUUGUGUUGUAAAAAAA